This is a messenger RNA of Phymastichus coffea, 5288 nucleotides long. RefSeq names its product vascular endothelial growth factor receptor 1 (gene Pvr). Gene Ontology annotation, cellular component: signaling receptor complex. Gene Ontology annotation, molecular function: ATP binding; transmembrane receptor protein tyrosine kinase activity. The record is from RefSeq and is a predicted model, not a curated record. The transcript is spliced from 23 exons. NCBI's taxonomy places the organism in Eukaryota, Metazoa, Arthropoda, Insecta, Hymenoptera, Eulophidae. Bases 148 to 4395 code for a protein of 1415 amino acids. Gene Ontology annotation, biological process: positive regulation of kinase activity; protein phosphorylation; multicellular organism development.
UCGGUCGUGGACGGCGGGUCCGUGUCGACGCCGCCCGGUAAAAACGCGUUUUCGUGAGUGCUCCGCUGCGGCGCGUGACAUGCGAGUGGCCGAGAGCGGCAACGAGUCAUCGCCGCCGCCGACGACGACGACGAGCCCGCUGCGAGGAUGGCUUGGCCGAACGUGGCAAUGGCGCUGCUGCUUGCCGUGGCAGGCUGCUCAGGCUACAAGCCGCGCCUAAGCCCGGACAGCCCAGAGAUCGUGAUCAGCGAAGGGGAUGAGUUGGUCAUCAAUUGUACGAGCAGGAGCAACUUCAAGCUCGUUUUUCCCGAGACCAAGCCGAGAGAGCACAUAACGACGUCCGAGCACGAAAUACGCCACGAGAGCUACGGCGGCGAGUACGUGAAAAGAAAAUUUCUGCGGAGAAGUACUGUUUUCGGCGACACCGGCUGGUACGGUUGCGUGGACGAGGACGCCGAUGAGAAUAACCCGGGGCAAUUCGGCGAUCCGAACGCCAGCUGGAUCUACGUUUACGUGAAAACUUCCAACGCCUCGUUCGUGUCGGAAAACGAGUCGCGAUCGAUCGUGGCCACCACUGGAGACAGCGUCGUGCUGCCAUGUCGGCCGACUUCACCCGAAGUACACGUAGACCUCGAGUUCAACUACGCGCCAGUGGAAAUGGACGACAGAGUGUCGUUCGAUCCCAGAAAAGGCUUCGUCAUGAAAAAUAUGCGAGCGAUGGACAGCGGAUUCUACAGUUGCAUAAUCAGAACCACCGAGGACGACGACGACGACGAUAAUAUGGAAAUUGAUAUUUCGGUGAAAAUAGUGCACAAGAAACUGCUACCCGAUCCGGUGAUAUCCAAGGAUAACUUGCACCACGUAACCGCUGGCUCCGAACUGAACGUCGUCUGCAAAGCCGAAGUGCCUUCGGAUUCGACGCAUGCCUUCCUUUGGGUCACUCCAAGCCAAGUUGAUCCGGCCCUCAGAAAAGAAUAUCAGUUGAACGCCACUAAAAUAGAUCAGCACAUGAAACUGGUAACGGGUGUGCUCAGCAUCAAGAGUGUAACUUUCGACGACGAAGGAGAGUAUUACUGCAAAGUACAAACGUUAAACAAUAUCAUAGAAACGCACAUGUACAUCAACAUCUACGAUCCUCAAGUGACGUACCUUAAUUUAACAGCCUACGAUCCGUAUACUCACUAUCAAGUCGAUGACGGUAACCCUGUGAAAUUCUUUGCUCUCGUCGAUGGAUUUCCACAACCAAGUGUAGUAUGGACGAGGGUGCCGCUUGAUUAUGACUUCUCGCAAGGCUAUCAGAAUUCAUCUGUCAUUACUUCGAAAGAUGUUGGCUUUGAUAUACAAACGACAAAGUCGUCUUCCAUACUGAAGAUCAAUCAAGUGUCAAGGCAGGAUGCAGGCAUUUACGUUGCCGUGGCGUCCAACGAUGCCAACAUAACGAAAUAUUUGCACUUCACUUUGGAAGUUCGAGGCCAACCAUCCACGAUGCUGAAUAAUAUCGAUAACGUGCAGUUUUACAGCGUCAAUCAGACGGCCAAUUUUUCUUGCAUUGCUUAUAACAAUCCUCCUGCGGAUGUGAAAUUCAUUUAUUAUAAAUGUCCUCAUUAUCCAGACCUGGACAAUUGCCAAACAGUCGAAAUAGUGUCCAGCGUCAUACAAGAUACUAAAACAAAAAAAGAAAUACAAGUGCAGUUUCAAGCAGAAAUGGCAGGGAAAGUGAGUUGCAAUGCGUGUAACUCUAUUAACUGCGACUUAUCAGAAUCAGAGUUUCUUGUCACUGAUGGAGUGCCUAAUCAGAUGUUGGGCAUUGUGACUAAUUUAGAUAUGGUAACUGCGAAUGACAAUGUUACGCUUACAUGUAUGGCUCCGAUUUACAAUUCCUCAAUGGUUAAAUGGAUGGAUAAAAACAACGAACCUAUUCCCGAAACAGAUAGAAUACAAAUUAUUCUUACAAAUACAACUUUUACUCGGCGCGCUAUAUUACAAAUAAAGGAUGUCCACAAAGCAGAUGAAGGCGAUUACUUUUGUAUUUCGUUUAGUACGGAUAACAAUCAAGAUACGACAAUAGUUUAUCCUCUCAUUGUGAACGACCCCAUGGAACCACGUAUCAAAGCAACGAACAUGAAUGGAUCUGAAAUUGAACUUACAGUUGAUGAAGCGCAUAACAUUCGAUUAACGUGUUAUGUAGAGGGCAAACCAUACCCCGAGACUAAGUGGUACAAAGAUGAUCAACCAAUAAAAUCGGAUGGACAACAAUUUAUCAUCGUGGGAAAGAAUGAAGAAUUAAUAAUAAAUUAUUUAAUGGAUGGCGAUAGUGGGGAAUAUUCGUGUAUUGCCGAAAAUAGAGUUAACAAAGUUAAAACAUUUCAAAAAUUUUUAGUGAAAGGUCCUGAAAUCUCCAUUGUUUGGAUUAUCGCGAUGUUAGUUUUGUUGAUUCUACUUAUCAUUUUGUUAAUUUAUUUCUGUAUCAAAAUCCGACGCGAAAAGAGAAUGAGAAAGCAACUGAUCGAAGCCGGUUUGAUGCAUUUCGAGGAAGGAGCUCUGGAUUGCAUCAACCCGGACUUAACCGUAGACGACCAAGCAGAUCUCUUGCCGUACGAUAGAAAGUGGGAAUUUCCAAGAAACAAAUUGAAAUUGGGGAGGCAGCUUGGAAGUGGAGCAUUUGGUGUUGUCAUGAAAGCAGAGGCUCGUGGUAUACUCGCUGACGAAUCUAUCACCACCGUGGCAGUGAAGAUGGUUCACAGAAACGCCGAACCAGCUUACAUUCGUGCUUUGGCUAGCGAAUUGAAAAUCAUGGUGCAUUUGGGAAAGCACCUGAAUGUUGUGAAUCUCCUUGGUGCUUGCACCAAUAAUAUCGCUAAACGCGAGCUACUGGUGAUUGUUGAAUACUGCCGCUACGGUAAUUUGCAUAAUUACCUGUUACGUCAUCGAGAAGACUUUAUUAACCAGAUCGACCCAGAGACUGGGAGGAUCGACCCAGUUAUCGGCAAUGAAUUCCUUAUUAAAUCUACGAAUGCUGACAGUAAUAAUAGGUUAAAAUACGCAGCAUUGUCGUUUUCCCGUAGUCUAAGCAGCGCUUCGGAUCAUCGCUCCGCACCCGGCAUCGAGACUGUGAUCUACACGACCGAAACGCAAGAUAUUACAGGUCUUCCUGAGGCCGGUGUUAACAGUAACGGUUCCCAGCCUGGAUGGAGAUCCAACUAUCGUGGCGAUUACAAGGAUGGCAAUUUGAAACCUAUCUGUACGCAAGAUUUGCUUUCCUGGGCGUUCCAGGUUGCACGUGGCAUGGAGUACUUAUGCCAAAGAAAAGUUUUACACGGUGAUCUAGCCGCGAGAAACAUUCUUCUGGCAGAGAACAACGUAGUAAAGAUAUGCGACUUUGGCCUGGCCAAGACAAUGUACAAAGACGACAAUUACCAAAAGAAGGGUGAUAGUCCAGUUCCAAUCAAGUGGAUGGCCGUCGAAUCUAUACGCGACAGAGUAUUCUCUACGCAGUCGGAUAUCUGGUCGUUCGGCAUUGUUUUGUGGGAGUUCUUCACUCUCGCGGAAACUCCUUAUCCCGGUAUGACCGCUGAGACGCAGUACCAAAGACUCAUCGAGGGUUAUCGUAUGGAGCAGCCCAAAUAUGCUACUAAAGAUCUGUAUAAUAUCAUGCUGCAGUGUUGGAAGGCAAAACCAACAUUGAGACCGUCUUUCUCUGAGCUGGUUGAGGACAUUGGGGAGCUCUUGGAAGAGGGCGUGAAAAAGCAUUACGUGGAGUUGAAUUCUCUGUACAUCGAUACGAUCGACGAGAAACACGACUACUUGCAAAUGAUGUCGUCUCCAGAUCAUGCCGCUCUCGCCAGUCCUCAGCACGAUUACAUCAACUGUCCAAUUGUUACUUCUCCUAGUCCCCUUGACGAAUCUGGCAUUUUCAGCCCGCGCCCGAACACUCAAGAGAACUCGCGCUUUCAAUUCCCAAGCUCCGCGACUGCGAAAAUUGCCAACACGAAUAAUUCCGAUGGAGAAGAUUCUCCGAUGCUGAAAAAGCUGAAAGAAGAACCCGAAUUAGACGAAGAUAAUUAUCUAAAGCCCAUCGACGUGCAAAAGAAACGCGACGAAUUUACGAGGAAACGCGAAGCUGAAAAGCGAAAAAGCGAAGAACGGAACGCUAGAGUAUCGACUGACAGAGAUUCGGGAUACUGUAAUACUCCGAAAGCGUUGGAGCUAGUCGACGUCAAAAUGGAAGCUCCAAAUUAUCGCAACUUAGACGAAGUCGAUGUGCCGAUGGCUAUUCUGAAAACGCCGGAUGAAAAGUACAGUUGGCAGCAGCGCAGCGUAGCGCCCGAAAGCUUUAUGAAUCCUAGCUACGCUUAUUUUAAUUCCAACAAGAAGCUGAAUCAAGAGACAGUUUGAGAUAAGUGAACGGAAGAAAGCGUCGCUUUUGCGCCCGAUGCUUUUCUCUCUUUCGCGCGAGUGUUUUCGCAUUUAUGCGCGCAUAGCGGUCAGUGUGAUUAAUGUCUCUGUGAAUCACGUAAUAAUGAACAGAAAAAAAGGACCGCGAAAUACUUAACGGAAUAGCGGUCUUCAAGAUAACAUACAAUCUGUACUUUGACGUACUGAGAUGAACUUUGCUUUAGUUUAAGUGCCAUUUUCCAUUCAUGACGUAUUACUUGUCAAAAAUCAGUGUUGAUUUUCAUUAUGUAAGUUUGCUGUGCGCUGCUGCUUUUUCAUUGCAUAUAAAUUAUUGUCUGCGUGUAUGUAUAUAUUAGUUACCUGUUUUAUGUACAAUGGAAUCGUGUGUGACAUCAAUUGUUUAUAGAGCUCAUUAUCUAGUACACGUUUUAUUUUCCAAUACACAAAUUUCGACUCAUGGAUAACUGAUUCAAUUUACAUAUGAUUUUUAGUUUAUUUAAAUUUAAGAAUACUCAAUAAUAAUUUGCUAUUGCUUAUGCAAAAUUUAUAUAUUUUAUGCGGUAAUUGGCAAUCAGAAACAUAAAUUUAAGUUUAUUUACUUUCAUACAAGAUCUCGCUUUGAAUAACUUUAUAUAUGUGGAUUGUGAAUAAGUAAAAUAAGUGUUAUGAAUAUUUCAAUGAAAACACUUCGAUUAAUGUUUAAAAAAACUUUAUUAUUCCGUGUUUUGCAUUUGCAUAUGUACUUAAGUAGAUUUUAUAAUGGGAAAAUUUUCUACGUGUAUUAAAUAUACAUGUUUUAAAAAAAAUUUACUAUUUUACAUUGUUAAAUGUAUAUUUUUAUUGAUAACGUCUAAACGAUCAAACUUUCAGCCACUACUGUAGAUACUUUUUAA